This is a messenger RNA of Dioscorea cayenensis subsp. rotundata (Guinea yam), 1655 nucleotides long. RefSeq names its product monodehydroascorbate reductase 3, cytosolic. The transcript is spliced from 10 exons. The coding region runs from base 118 to 1422 and encodes 434 amino acids. Gene Ontology annotation, molecular function: flavin adenine dinucleotide binding; oxidoreductase activity, acting on NAD(P)H. Gene Ontology annotation, cellular component: cytoplasm. The record is from RefSeq and is a predicted model, not a curated record. NCBI's taxonomy places the organism in Eukaryota, Viridiplantae, Streptophyta, Magnoliopsida, Dioscoreales, Dioscoreaceae.
GCGCCACUUCACCAAUCCCACCAAACUGUAUUCCCAUUCGUUGCGCUUGGUCGAGAAGCCGCCUUCUCGUUUUCUCUCUUCUCUGGAGAUUAGGUUUUCUUCGAUCGAGAUCGUUCCAUGGCGGAGAAGCACUUCAAGUACGUGAUCCUCGGCGGCGGUGUCGCAGCUGGAUAUGCUGCGAGGGAGUUUGCGAAACUUGGAGUGAAUCCGGGAGAGCUUGCUGUUAUUUCCAAGGAAGCGGUUGCCCCAUAUGAGCGUCCAGCGCUAAGCAAGGGUUACCUUUUUCCACAGGGGGCUGCAAGACUCCCAGGGUUUCAUGUGUGUGUUGGCAGUGGUGGUGAGAGGCUGCCUCCUGAAUGGUAUACCCAACAAGGCAUAGAGCUUGUACUCAGUACUGAAAUUGUUAAAGCUGAUAUUGCAUCAAAAAGCCUCACAAGCGCAUCUGGUGACAUCUUCACUUAUGAUGUUUUGAUUGUUGCUACUGGUUCCACGGUUAUAAAGCUAUCUGACUUUGGUGUUGAAGGAGCUAAUGCCAAUAACAUUUUUUAUCUGAGGGAGAUUGAUGAUGCUGAUAAACUUGUAGCGGCUAUUCAGGCAAAGAAGAAUGGGAAGGCAGUGAUUGUAGGAGGAGGAUAUAUUGGUCUUGAGCUUAGUGCGGUUUUGAAAUUGAACGAUUAUGAUAUCACUAUGGUGUACCCUGAGCCUUGGUGCAUGCCACGGCUGUUUACCUCUGGAAUUGCUGCCUUCUAUGAGGGAUUUUAUGCAAACAAGGGUAUCAAAAUAGUUAAGGGGACUGUGGCUGUUGGAUUUGAUUCUGAUUCAAAGGGGGAUGUGACAGCAGUAAAAUUGAAGGAUGGCAGAAUCCUAGAUGCUGACAUUGUUGUGGUUGGUGUUGGUGGAAGACCUUUGACAACCCUCGUUAAAGGCCAACUUGUGGAGGAGAAAGGUGGAAUUAAGACUGACGCUUUCUUCGAGACAAGCGUUCCUGGAGUUUAUGCAGUGGGAGAUGUGGCCACCUUCCCUCUGAAGUUGUAUAAUGAGUUGAGGAGGGUAGAGCAUGUUGACCAUGCCAGGAAAUCUGCUGAGCAAGCUGUUAAGGCAAUCAAGGCAAAGGAAGGAGGCCAAACAAUCGAGGAAUAUGACUAUCUUCCAUUCUUCUAUUCACGCGCCUUCGAUUUAUCAUGGCAGUUCUACGGGGAUAAUGUUGGUGAUACUGUUCUUUUUGGUGACAAUAAUCCAGAAUCUCCGAAACCCAAGUUUGGCUCUUACUGGGUCAAGGAUGGGAAGGUGGUUGGAGCAUUCCUGGAAUCUGGUACGCCGGAAGAGAACAAGGCCAUAGGCAAGGUGGCACGGGACCAACCACCAGUGGAAGACCUUGAACAACUAAAGAAUGAAGGGCUUGCGUUUGCAUCUAAGAUCUAAUUUACUGCUUGAAAUCUUUAGUGAGAAGAAAUAUCGGUUAAGUUUAUGCCUCUGCCCUGCUUUGCUUUGCGUAGAUCCUAUUUGUGAUUCUGAUUGUUUCUUUUUAUCUGAAAAAUUUGUGUAUGUUGAAAUUGGUCAUAGCAAGUACAUGAACUUUUGCCAGACCGGACUAAUAUUUAACAAUUUUUUGUUUAUAGAACUUCAUUGUGAUAAAUAAAUGAUUUUGUUUUCCA